This is a messenger RNA of Lasiosphaeria miniovina, 402 nucleotides long. RefSeq lists its product as uncharacterized. The record is from RefSeq and is a predicted model, not a curated record. The coding region runs from base 1 to 402 and encodes 133 amino acids. The transcript is spliced from 2 exons. NCBI's taxonomy places the organism in Eukaryota, Fungi, Ascomycota, Sordariomycetes, Sordariales, Lasiosphaeriaceae.
AUGGCCCAACCAGCCAACGACGAUGCCACGAACUGGGAGAUAUGCGACCCAGACACCAUGCUAGACCAGGCAACAGCAGAAUUCGCCCCCGACACAGCGCACUACGAGCCGCGGCCCUCCUUAAACCCGGGGCUCAAGUCACUCACACACACGUACCAGCGAUUUGCAGCCCUAGACUUCCACACCGACGCCGGUGAGAACGAAACCGGCUUCUGCUUCCGCGUGGUGCCCGCAACCGAGUACUUCGUCAUUUCCUUCGACUUCGCGCGCGACUUCGAGCGCAGCCAGCGGCGCGGCGUCCUCUUCCCGAAACUCGACGCGCUGGCGCGCGGCCUGCUGCACGCGCAGCGGUACCACGACGCCGAGGACCUAGUCAACAGCAUGGGGCUUAGCGAAGCGUAG